Molecule: messenger RNA, 720 nt
Organism: Didymella exigua CBS 183.55
Lineage: Eukaryota; Fungi; Ascomycota; Dothideomycetes; Pleosporales; Didymellaceae
Exons: 1
Coding region: 1-720 (239 amino acids)
Source: RefSeq, a predicted model, not a curated record
AUGCUUGUUACGACUGAACAAAAUAAUUUUACUGGGCCGCUCAAGCAUGACUACACAGAAACUCCCUCGGACUUAUCCUCAGAACUCAACCAAGAGCCGAGAGCACCUGAUCCGUCUGUCUUCUCGCAUCCUAUGAAUACCAAGAAGCGCGAAGGGUACGGCUUCAGCUACUCAGAGCCCUUGUGGUACGACUCGGACGACUAUCCGGACACGGAGUGCGACUGGGACCCAGAUACUAAGGAGCAGACUACGCCAUGCGAGGCGCUGUUCGACCAGGACAGCUCCUUCGACGACAUCGUUGUGGUGCGAGAUGUCGGCUCUUUUCACAUAGCCAAGCCCCAGCGUACCCUCCAGUGCACAAAAGCCACAAGAGAAGACACAGUGCGAUUGAAACAGCGGGCGAAGAUGCUGUUCAGAUGGGAUGAAAGCGGUGACGUAUACUCCUCUCUGGUAGGUAGACUAGAACGGAUGGUAUAUAUUGACCUUGAAAAGAGAAUCAGCGGCCGGGAGAGUUCCAUACCAUCUGUCGUGCAGUGCGCAAGCCGCCUCAGAGACUUCCUGCAACGGAACAAAGAGGAGCGGGUAGAGACAGGCGAGAGCCGCCGCGCAGUGGAGCAUGAGAUCGAAUGGGCUUCGUGGCUUGUGGAGGCCAGUCGGACAGGCGUGAUGCACUUGAAAACCAGAGGGUGCACUUGCCUGCCGGACUGGGAGGAGGACUAG